AACAAUGGGCUGGGUCGGACCCUUCUAAAGUAUACACAUUGCUUCAAAUUAAACCCUAACAGAGUACAAACUCGCUGAAGGCGAUUUUUGAAACCCUAAGUCACAAAUUUUGUUUCUUCUUCGAAUUGACCAAGCUGCUUCUUAUUCCUCAGUUCUUUGGGUUGCUUGAAAAUUCCUCUGCAAAUAUGGCAAAGCGCGAGAUUUCUAGUACUUUGAAGAAUUUGAAGUUUAUGCAAAGGGCAGCUCAGAGAGAGGAAAAAACUAAAAAACAAGAAGAGGAGAAACCUGAUGGAAAUUUCUUUUCCCCUGGUGUCAUUAGAAAGUGUGUGGUACUAAUGGAAGGGGAUCCCCAUCCAGGAGCAGCUAUAGGGCGUAUGUCAUUUCAAAGUUUUAAUCCUUCUGUUGAUAAACUAAAUGAAGAAGCAGCAAACCUUGCCACUAAUGCUGGCAGUCAGAGUGGAAGAACCUCUUUUAGAGAAAAUGGUUCAUCACUAAAUGAAGCAGAGUGCUCACACCCUGGUAAAGCACAAUCUGAUGCAGACAAUAAAAGAAAACAGCCUGAGGGAGCAUCUGAGCCACAAAAGAAGAAUAAAUCACCAAAAACUGAAGAGGGCCAACAUUCAUCUCCAAAUAGCAGCAAAGGCUCCUUCAAGCAACCAAAGCACGAAAAGCUGGACUGGAGUGUGCUGAGACCAAAAAGUCAAAACAAUCAAAAGAAAAGAGGGUGAGAAUAUACUGUAAUAAUUGUAGAAUUCUUUUUUUAAUUUAAUGUCAGGCCUAAAUUAUGAUGUUGUAGUUGUUGCUCUUAUGAGUUUAUUAAUCAAAGGAAAAGAAAAUCCUGUGACUUUGUCAUUACAUUCGCAUUACAUUGAUUUUGUUUCAAAUAUGAUGGCAUUGAUCUUUCAUUA
Molecule: messenger RNA, 908 nt
Organism: Jatropha curcas
Lineage: Eukaryota; Viridiplantae; Streptophyta; Magnoliopsida; Malpighiales; Euphorbiaceae
Product: scarecrow-like transcription factor 11 (SCL11)
Biological process (GO): maturation of 5.8S rRNA
Source: RefSeq, a predicted model, not a curated record